This is a messenger RNA of Schistosoma guineensis, 2751 nucleotides long. The record is from the annotation of a GenBank genome assembly. NCBI's taxonomy places the organism in Eukaryota, Metazoa, Platyhelminthes, Trematoda, Strigeidida, Schistosomatidae.
AUGAUUCAACAUUAUCAUUAUUAUCCAAUUACUUUGGUUAUAAUUAUUUUACUACUCAAAUCAUUUAUAAGUAGUUCUGAAAUCCCAAUCAUGAUUUAUGAUCUUGCUGAUGAAACACCAACUGGUUCAUUAAUUGGUAAUAUAGCAGAAAAUUUAUCAUUCAAUUCUAUAAGAAACUAUACAUACUUAUUCAUUACAUCAAUGAAAUUUCAAUAUAUCAAUGAUUAUAUCAAAAUUACAUCGAAUGGUGAUAUCAUCACAUUACGUCAUAUAGAUCGUGAUAAUACAAAUGAUAUAUGUGGUCCAUUAAAUUGUUGUACAUUACUCAUAUGUCAAAUUGAAGCGAAUAUCAUUUUAACUAAACAAUGGACUACUCAUUGGAAACAUAAUUUGAAUCAAGUGAAUCAUUCAUUCAUGGAAGAUCAUCGUAUUCCUGAGGAAGGUGAAGAAGAAUUGAGACGAAACUCGAUAAAAUUGAAUGAAUCUAAUCAACAACAAACGAUGAUACAAUUAUAUAUACGAAUUAAUGAUGCAAAUGAUAAUCCACCACGUUUUUUUAUGUCGACCAAUAUGAUGCAAUAUGAUUCAUUAAGUGGUUCUCAACAAUUAUUGAAUAGACCAUUUAUUAUUUAUAUACGUGAAGGGGAUACAAGUGGAUUUGAAGGUUUACCUAUUGCAUCAGAUGCAGAUUCUGAACUAAAUGGUAUAGUGAUGUAUAAACUCAUUGAAUAUACAAAUAAUGAAGAUCUUGUGAAAGAACCUCGAUUAAAUAUUACUAUGACAUAUGAUCAUAUUCAUUCAAUCAAUCCGAAAUUGAUACUUCUUCGAUCAUUAGAUUAUGAAAAUAUAGAUGAUCGUGAAAUCUAUGCUACAUUCUAUGCAAUUGAUGGAGGUGAUCCAUCAUUAACUGGUUCAUUAUCAAUUAUAGUUCGUUUAUUAGAUAUGAAUGAUAAUCCCCCUGUGAUUAAACAAUCUACAAUCAUAGAACAAUACAUCAUAUUACCAGAGAAUACAACAUUAGAUAAUAAACCAUUCUAUAUAGUGAAUGCAACAGAUGCUGAUUCUGGUGAGAAUAGUCGUUUAAUCUAUUCAUUUAGUCCAUUAGCAAAUAGUCUGAUUACAAUGAAAUUUCAUAUUGAUUCAAUCAAUGGUGCAAUUACAAUACAUGAGCCAUUAGAUUAUGAAGUAUAUUCUGAACGUCAAUUCUUGUUGCCAAUUAUUGUCAAGGAUUCUGAUAGUCCACCAUUAUCCUGUACAACGUCGAUUUCUAUUCAAAUUAAAGAUAUUAAUGAUAAUAUACCAACAUUAAUGAUACAAGAGAAUAUUACGAUAACAGAAGGACAUAUAUUUACAAAACCAAUUAUACGAUUUUAUAUUAAAGAUGAAGAUGAAGUAUCUCAUGGGAAAAUCCUUUGUAAACCAACUUCAUUAGAAUCAAAUCAUCUUCAAGAUAAAGAACUUCUAGCUGGUCAAGAUUAUUUACGUUUACAUCCAGUCUCUGAUACUGUAUUUUUUAUAUUUACAAAAGGUAUAUUUGAUUAUGAACAGAUUCAAUAUGCUUCAUUAUUAAUUGAUUGUUAUGAUUUAGCUGAUAUAGAACCAUUCAAUAAAGUAAAUUUCACUUUACAACACUUCCAUGAGAAGGAUCUAUUGAAUCAUCUAUAUCGAUUUCGUAUCACAGCAGCUAUCUCUGAUCAAAAUGAUAAUAUACCUAUAUUUAAACAAUCCAAAUAUUCUAUUCAAAUACCAGAACAUCUAUCAGAUGGAUCAUAUAUUACUGAAAUGAAAGCCUAUGAUUUAGAUAAAGGUGAAUAUGGACAAUUAACUUAUCAAUUAAAAUCAAUUACAUUCAAUUAUAUUGAUGAUCAUGAUCCUGAUCAUGAUCAUGAUGAAGAAGAUCCAGAUCAUUCGAAGUAUUCAAGACAUCCACAAGAAUAUGAACAACCAUUUGAAAUUCAUCCUCUAAAUGGUAUCAUUACAGUAUUACAUAAUCACUUAUUAGAUCGUGAACAAAUUGAAUAUUUUCAUUUAACUAUAUUAGCUAUAGAUAAAGGAAAUUUCACUACUCAAACACAAUUAAUCAUACAAUUAAUCGAUAUUAAUGAUCAUUUACCAAUAUUAUAUCAUAAUAAUCAUAUCAAUAUUGAUUUUCAAGAAAAUCAAAAAAUCAAUACUUUUAUUGAUUUUAUACAUUUAAUUGAUUUAGAUAAAGAUUCAAAAAAUUCAAUGAUACAUUUACUAUUAGAUAAUAAUCAGUCAAUUAUUAACCAAUCGAUCAAUAAUCCAUCGAUCGAUAACCAAUCAAUCGAUAAUCAAUAUAAUCAGUAUAUUAAAAUUAUACCCGAUAGCAAUUUUCAUUAUAAACAAAUGAAUCAAAAUGAAUUAAUGAAUGAAUAUGAAUUGAAAGCAAUAUUGAUUAAUCAAUUAAUUAUUGAUCGUGAAAAAAUCAAUAAAAUUUUCUAUCAAAUUAUUACAUAUAAUACUGAUAAUAAUAUAAAAUCAAUCAAUAGUAUAACAUAUACCUUAACUAUCAAUAUAUUAGAUGAAAAUGAUAAUAUACCAAUAUGUAUAUAUCCUAUUUAUAAUAGUAUUAUUGGUGAUUAUGAUCCAGAUCCAGAUCCAGAUUCAGAUCAAGAUCAUUCCAUAAUGAUUUAUACAAAUACACCAAUUUAUACAUUCGUUAUCCAAUUGAAAGGUUAUGAUCCAUGGCUUAAAUGGUACUAUUUUAUAUCAAUUAAAUCCAUUGACUAA